Molecule: messenger RNA, 1029 nt
Organism: Terrapene triunguis (Three-toed box turtle)
Lineage: Eukaryota; Metazoa; Chordata; Testudines; Emydidae
Exons: 2
Biological process (GO): mitochondrial RNA processing; regulation of mitochondrial mRNA stability
Cellular component (GO): ribonucleoprotein granule; mitochondrial matrix
Molecular function (GO): RNA binding
Source: RefSeq, a predicted model, not a curated record
AUUUCCUGUUGUGGAUUAACCGCUCGGGCACGGUCCUGCCUCUUGCCCAUGUCCCUGCAGCCUACAAGGUUGCCUGCGCUCGCCCUGGGGUGCCCCCUGCUGCCAGCUGCCUGCGUUCCAGCGUCCUGGCCCUCACCGCUGACUUGCAGGACUUCGCACCAUUCGCUCCGGAGACGCCCAGCAGCCCCGAGGGCCCCCGGGAAAGCAACCUCACUGGGCAUUUCCUGCCCACGCUCUGCCCUGCCCCAGGGGGCCCUUGCUACCAGCCCCCAUCGGACUACUACUGCAGCCUGAGCAAAGAGCACUCGCUGGAGAGCCAGGGCAGCUCCACGCUCAGCAGCCCCUCGGAGUGCCUGGCCCCACAGCCAGCCGCCACUUCUGACUGCUCCCCCAGGGGCACCUCCACAGCCGUCCUCUUCCAGUUCCCUAUCAGCAAGAUCCUGGAGGAGGGGGAGGCAACAGCCGGCUGCCCGGGGCCUGAUCGCAGGGGACAGCAGGCCCAGGAGGAGCUGGGCGAGGGGAAGGCGGCCCCAGCCGAGGAGACCUGUGCUCUGCCCUCCCCACACCUGCCCAGCCCCAAGAGAGGGCCGAGCGACGGGCUGCAGGGAGCUGAAGAGAUUCAGAGGGUGGUUCUCUCCGUCAAUGACAAGUGGCAUUACUGCCAGAACUCGGACAUCCUGGUGGGUUCACGAGCCAUGAGGAACAGGCACUUGCAGCUGCUGGGCUACUGCCUGGUUCAGGUAAGAGGGCUGGGGCUGGGGCGGGGAGGCUGGGCGGCCCCGCGGGCCCCUCUCCUGGGUGCAGGAGCUGGGCGGGUAGUCAUUAGAGGGCAGUGUGUUGGGCGUGUCCCUCCCUGAGGGAGCGGCAGGGGCUGUGGGGUGAAGGGGGCUCUGCCUGACAGCCCCGGAGGUGAGGCUCUGGGGAUCCGCAAUCACAGUCACCCAUUGUCGGACCACAAUGCUGCGCUCAGAGCUGUGAGCCUGAGCGGCUGAGCAGGGGGUGCUGCCUUCCCCUGCCCCACGACGAGAC